GCCCUGAUCAUUUUGUCCAUAUCAGCUCAUUAGUAUAACCCUUGUCUCACACAAGUACACAUAGCUGAAGUAUACUAGAUUUUUCAAUUUCACCGCCAUUCCUCCUUCUUAUUCUCAUGGCUUCCUGCCUCCACUGACGUUGCAAAAUGGGAAGAACUCCUUGCUGCAGUCAUGAGGAACUGAGAAAAGGUGCAUGGACGGUUCAAGAAGACCAGAAACUUAUUGCUUACAUUCAGAAACAUGGCACAGGAAGCUGGCGCACCUUGCCACAGAAAGCUGGUCUUCAAAGAUGUGGAAAGAGUUGCAGGCUGAGAUGGUUUAACUACCUCAGACCUGACAUUAAGAGAGGACAAUUAACCCAAGAAGAAGAGGAGACGAUAAUAAAACUUCACGCGGUUCUUGGCAACAGGUGGUCAAGUAUUGCAAAGCACUUACCAAUGCGAACAGAUAACGAAAUCAAGAACUAUUGGAACUCAUAUUUGAAAAAGCGCUUUGAAAAGAAAUGCAUGGAUCCAAUUAGCACUGUUAGUUCCACAGAAUCAAAAUCCACUCGCUUGUACACGGUUCCAUCAAAGAAAACAUCAUGCCAUGGACCAAACGCCACUACAAACCAGUCAGUUUCAUCCUCAACUAAGCUUCUCAACAAAGUUGCUAGUAAAAUUCUUGCAUCUGGUUACCUUGAUGCAAUCAAAUCAUGCCAACCCGUUGGUGCUGGGAACAACACUAAUGAGAGUGUUAUUAACCCUGGAAUUGGGCUAAAGGAUAAUAUUAGAGAGACCCUUGUGCCUAAUUUGACCUCCAUGUCAAGUAAUAAUUCAUCAACUUCUGCCCAAAUACUGAACAAAAUGGCCACUUCACUCCCUCAUAAAGUUCUUGGCCUUGAAGCUGCAAAAGCUGUGUUUUCAAAAAUGAUGGAAAGUGGGGAAAAGGGUGAGACUACAAGUGAUGGUAGCUUUGUUGGCAGUGAUGAAUUUGGAGUUUGUUUAGAUGCUUUAAGCCUUUUUGAGGAAGGACCACACAUAACAACAAUAAUUGGUUCCCCUUCUAGGCCUACUACACCAAUGUUCAAUAAUCAAGUGACCACACCCUCAUGCUUUUCAGAAAAUGAAGAUAGUUGGCAAUGCGUUUCAUCUAAUUAUGUUUCUUUCACAAACUGUGCUGAAAUCAGCAUGGUUGAGUCUUCUAGUUCCACGUCGUGCUUUCUGUUUGAGAAUGUUGAUCUUGAAACGUGUGAUGAUGAGAUAAGCAAGUACAUUCAGUAUUUGUGAGCAAAAUGUAAAAACCAAAGUCACUGGCCUCUCCAUUGUUUUGUAAUUAGGACCCAUCUUUCUAAAUAAAUGGACCUCAAUCAUCUCAAAUUAUUUGUAUGCAAGAUGGUGGACCCCAUAUCAAAAGUUAAAGUGUAUAGACAUAUAAAAACAAUUCUGUCUUUUUUCUUGUCAUGUGACGUUGCUCAAAUAUCUU
Messenger RNA from Abrus precatorius (Indian licorice), 1464 nucleotides. Its product is annotated as transcription factor MYB34-like. The transcript has 4 exons. The coding region runs from base 147 to 1268 and encodes 373 amino acids. Lineage: Eukaryota; Viridiplantae; Streptophyta; Magnoliopsida; Fabales; Fabaceae. The record is from RefSeq and is a predicted model, not a curated record.